AAGAUAUGAAUGGAUCGUUGUUAUUACGUCGUUUAUGGGCGGACUCCUUUAAGAAAGCUUUGACAUGUUAUAGACCGUCCUGUUAUGGCAUACAAGUGUUUGGCUUUCACUGUGGUGCAAAUGUAUCAAAGUAUUCUACCUCUGAAAGAAAAGUAUCGUUGACGAAAGUAGGAGAAAUUUUGCAGCAAAAUAUCGCAGCAAAGGGAGCCAUUACAGUAGCAGAGUUUAUGAAGGAAUGUUUGCAGCAUCCUUUUUAUGGAUAUUAUAUGAAAGAAACUGUAUUAGGACGACAAGGUGACUUUGUUACUGCACCAGAAAUAAGUCAAACUUUUGGAGAAAUGGUGGGGCUCUGGUUUGUUUCCUUGGCUGAAGAACGAUAUUCCUCCUUCACGAAGCCUUUCCGAUUGGUCGAGUUGGGUCCUGGUAUCGGCACACUUAUGAAUGAUAUGCUUCGAACUAUGGCACAGUUUCCUUGGUUUUAUCGCCAUAUUACAGUUCACCUCGUAGAGACUAGUCCUGCUUUAAUGAAGCAACAGCAAUUGACACUGACAAGAUAUAAACAAAAAGGAGUCAAUCUUUUUUGGCAUAGAAAUAUAGAUGAAGUACCUAGUGAUGGAUCAUUUUUUAUUAUAGCUCAGGAGUUUUUUGAUGCACUUCCCAUUCAUCAAUUUGUAUGGAAAGAAAAUGGUUGGCAAGAGAAGCUAAUUGAUAUUGAAACUCGGCAAGAGGAGCCUUUUCAUUUUCGUUACGUUCUUUCGGGUGGUUCAACUACUGCUUCUCGAGUGUUUUUGGAUUUUUUAGGUUAUCAUAGAAAUGAAAGGGGUGACAUAGAAGAUUCUGUGAUGAGAGAUGGAGUUGAAUUGAGUCCACAAAGUUUAUCUAUUGUGCAGUCCAUAACAACACGAUUGACACAGUCAUCAGGAGCAUUUCUUGUUAUCGAUUAUGGAGCCAACCAACAUAUCAACGACAGUUUACGUGCCAUUCGUUCUCAUGAGUUUGUUCCUGUUCUGAGAGAACCCGGUGAAGCAGACUUGAGUGCAGAUGUCAAUUUCUUGAGUCUUCGAAAAGCAUACGAACAAACGCCAGCGUUAAAGAAGUCUCAAGGAAAUUCUUUUCGUCCUAUUUGUUUAGGUCCAAUUUCACAACGACAGUUUUUGCUGUCGAUGGGUAUUGAGUAUCGUGUCGUUCAGCUGGUCUUAUCAAGUAAGACAGAUGAGGAAGCUGCUGAUAUUCACAAAGGCUAUAAGAGGUUAGUCUCUCAUGGUGAUGGCAUGGGAAAUGUGUACAAAUGUUUUUGUAUAGUUAGUCCAGACUUUGGAAUUCCUGUAGGAUUUUCAAAGUGAAUAGUAGUGAAAUGUUUCUUUAUGAUUAUCUAUCGGUAAUUUUUGAUAUAUUCUUUUAUUCUAUGCAAUGCUUUAGUUUCUUUUGAUAUUUUUAUGAUCCAACAAAAGUCCAUUACAUUCUCUCUUCAUUGCUAUGAAAUAAAGUGUUGAGAAAUGCU
Messenger RNA from Galdieria sulphuraria, 1501 nucleotides. RefSeq lists its product as uncharacterized. The coding region runs from base 6 to 1343 and encodes 445 amino acids. Gene Ontology annotation, molecular function: protein-arginine omega-N symmetric methyltransferase activity. Lineage: Eukaryota; Rhodophyta; Bangiophyceae; Galdieriales; Galdieriaceae. The record is from RefSeq and is a predicted model, not a curated record. The transcript has 2 exons.